This is a messenger RNA of Adineta ricciae, 8898 nucleotides long. Lineage: Eukaryota; Metazoa; Rotifera; Eurotatoria; Adinetida; Adinetidae. The record is from the annotation of a GenBank genome assembly.
AUGUAUAUGAUUGUCCUACUCUUCUAUUCAAUAUUCUUUUGCAAUGUUCAUGCUAUAUGUAAUCCUGAAUGCAAGAACGGUGCAACAUGCAACAGUGAUGGUACUUGCACGUGUCCGAGUGAUUAUAUUGGUACAACAUGUGAAAUUCAAUCUACUAAUCUCUGCAAUGAUACUGAAUUGACUAAUUCCACGCCCAUUGUGUCUAUCACAUUUGGUGCCGGCAGUCCACAAUAUUCGAAUGCAACUCCUAACGAUUUUGGCUUCACAACAACAUACUAUCAGACUUUUUCGGGUGCUAUACCUGACGGUUAUUUUGCUUUUGUCAAUUCAGUCCCUAACGAUUAUAGUUCAUGGCAUAAUUCAGCACGAGAUCACACGGGUGACGCAGGUGGUUACAUGUUAUUGGUCAAUGCAAACUAUCAAACUGGUCAAGUUUACAAUUAUACAGUAACUGAUCUGAUUAUCGGUAAUCGUUAUCAACUUUCCGUCUGGAUGGCUAAUGUCGUUAGAUCUGGAUUCAAUCAGUUGAAACCAAAUGUCUUAUUCCAAGUUCGAUCUCCAUCAAUUGGUAAUACUUUACUGGCACAAAUAGAUAGUGGUCCUUUAUCUGAAUAUAAUACAUUGAAUUGGCUUGAAUAUGGUUUGUCAUUUAUUGCACCAACAACUUCUGUAGUUUUAUUAAUAAUUUCAAAUGCACCAGGUGGAUAUGGAGCUGAUUUUGCUCUUGAUGAUAUUCAAUUACGUGGUUGCCGAUCUAGAGGUUCAAACUGCAUUUCAUUCUGGACAAUGCCUUCAUCAGAUCAAACCACUUAUUUCACAUAUGUUGAUGCUAAUACAAAUAUCAGCGGUGACAGUAGUCGCAGUGUUUGUGCUUAUUUUCGUGCUAGUGACUUGAGUGCUGGCGAUAUCAUCGUGGAUAUUGGUUCACCUAAAUCAACAUGGAAUGGAGGAUGUAAUAAACAUUUCGGAAUACGUAUUAUUAGUGAUGUACUUAUCGAAAUAUCUGGAACGUGUUAUGGAUUAGACAAUAAUUGGUUCUUCGUGGGACCAGACACACUUUUUGAUGGUGUUUUUCAUCAAAUAUGUGUCACAUAUGAUCAUAUGAGUGCAAAGCUAUGUGUGUAUCGAGAUUACCAACAGGCAACAUGUAUAACACGGACUAAUGGACCCUACAACACUAGUCAAGGUAACGUGCGAAUAGGUUGGGAGCCAAACCUCUAUAAUCAAUCCACAGCGUUAGGAGGUGUAUUGAUUCGAUCAAUAUCGUUGUUUGAUUAUGUAAUUGAACAAGAUUGUGUCAUUCAAGAGCUUAAUCGAAAACUAUCAAUGAAUUCGAUAACAAACAUGACAAUGUGGCCGAACAGUUCGGAAUUAAAUACUUGUAAUGAUCAUGGAAUAUGGCAUAUGGGAGAAUGUAAUUGUAACGUAGAAUAUGAUGGUCAAAAUUGUUCAACAUGUGAUGUAGGAUAUUUGAAUUAUCCCGAUUGUUAUCCAUGUGGUCAUCGUCAAUAUUCGAAUGUGAACUGUGAUCGUGGAAACAAUACGUGUGGUUGUGAUAUUUUCAUCCGUUCUGCAGGUAUUUUCUGUAAAGAAUGUCAGCCUGGUUAUUAUGCCCAACAAUGUACCAAUGACACACAACUAUUCUCUGUGCAGCCUAGAAUUGCAAGUGACCUUUCAGCACGAGAUGGUGUCGAUAUUGUGUUGAAUGGUGCUUACUUCUAUUUUUCAUCUAUACAUCAUGUUUUAUGCCAAUUCCAAUCAUCUGUUUUUCCGUCGAAUGUUUGGACUACUGAAGCAAUAUUUGCCAAUACUUCAUCGGUGGUCUGUGCGCUGUCAAAUUAUACAGAAUUUCAUGACAUUUAUGUUUCGCUCUCGCUCGAUAAUGGUACUACAUGGGUUAACCGUGCAUAUUCUAUGUGUCUUUGUUCUAUUUCGAUCCAGACUACGUGUCCAAGCAAUGGUUCCUGUUCGUUUGGUAAAUGCCAUUUUGGAAGUUGCGAGUGUUCUCAAGGUUAUACAGGCGACCAUUGUGAUCAAUGCGACACUGAUUAUUUUUUCGUUGUCACAAAUACAUCCAGUGGAACUCGUAAAUGCUUACCUUGCUUCAUGUUCUGUCAGAGUAAUGGAACCUGUAACAGUUCGUGUAUGUGUGAAUAUGGAUACACUAGUGAAAUAUGUGAUAAAUGUCAAGAAAAUAGAUUUGGUCCUUCUUGUUUACCGUAUCCAAUAAUUCAAUCAAUUAGUCCUGCGACAAUCGAUGAUAUUGGUGAUAUGAAUAUAACUGUCUACGGGAUAAACUUCAAUUCAACUGAAUUCAUAGGUUCGAGAUCGUGUAAAUAUUUUUCUGAUACCAUUAACAGAAAUGCAUCUAUUGUUUCUGCCCUAAUCAUUAAUGAUUCGACUAUUAUUUGUAAGAUUCCUUUCAAAACACUCGAUACCUCUGUCAAUUGGUUUCUUCGAUUGAUGAUUAACGGAACUGAGCAAACGUAUUCAACUUUUCAAUUAUCGGUGAGUUCAACGUGUCCUAAUUCUACAAAUUGUUAUCCAAAUGGACGUUGCCAAUUUCGUUCAUGUCUUUGUAAUUCACCUUAUUAUGGAUCAUCAUGUGAACUGUCGUCUCCACCACCGAUAUUCAGUCAAUUACCUGUUUUUAUCAUCCAUGAAUUCGAUUCAAUGACAAUUAACAUAUCUUCUUAUAAAGUGUCGGGUGAUUUACCAUUUCAUUAUUAUUUUCAAAUUGAUCAAUUCAAUCCGAUGAUUGACUUUUACAAUAAUCAUCUUUAUUUAAAUGAAACGACAGGUAUUUUGAAUAUAUAUUCUGCAUUGGCAUCAUUAAAUAACUAUAACUUUACUGUUUUUGUCACCAAUGUAAUGGGUACAACGAAUCUUUCUGUCAUCAUUCAAAUUCUACCUUCUUACAACGCAACAAUUGAAUGGAGACGUGCAAAUCAAUUCAUAUCUUUAAAUACAGCUUCGAAUCUUGAAUAUUCAAUUAAUGCAACUCGAGGAAAUGUUUCAGUAAAAAUUUGGUUGAAUCGUUCAUUACAAACCAUAAUAACAGUUGAUGAUCAAGGUUAUUAUUUUGGUAGAUAUUAUUUCGCAAGUAAUUCAUUUGUUGGAUCAUUGGAAAUUGCAGGAUCACAUCCAGCUUAUGAUUCAUCUCCAGAAGCACAAAGUAUUUUAUGGGUUGAAAAUCUUCGUAUUGCCAUUUCACAAUGGUCAUAUUGGUUAUAUACAUCUUAUACAAAUAAUAUAUCGGAUUUUCUAACUAUCACAAAUCCGGGUAAUUUUGAUUUGAUCAAUAUUACAAUGAAUUUAAUUUACGAUAUACCAUGUAUUCAACAGUAUUCAUUUAUUCCUUCAUCAAUUACGAAUUUAUCUGCAUUUUCAAAUCAAACAAUAUCACUUUAUCUUCUUCUAAAUUGUUCAACUACAAACCAAUAUGUAACUUUAUCAUUGAAUGAAUCUCGAGUUGGUUCGUUAGCAACAUCGGCAUUUAUAAUAUCAAGUCAAUGGAGUUGUCAAACACGAAAUAAUUGCACAAAUCAUGGCUCUUGUAUUGGUAAUGAAACAUGUUCAUGUAACUCUAUCUAUUCAGGAGAUUCAUGUGACAAAUGUGCGUCGAAUCUUUUUGCUUAUCCAUUAUGUAUUUCAUGUCCAAUAUGUAUUCAUGGUCAAGCACAAUGCAAUUAUUCAUUAGCUACAUGCAAUUGUAUUGAUGAUACACGUGUUUAUGGAUCAUUAUGUCAAUAUUGUCAUAAUGGAUAUUAUGGACCGAAUUGUACACAAAUUCCAAUUGUUUUUUCAAUUUCUCCAACAUCAAGUUUAGAAUUGACGAAUAGAACAGAUUUAACAUUGUAUGGUGAUAAUUUUCAAAAUGUUUCAUCAUUUUGUCAACUAAUUGAUAGUAAUAAUCAAUCAAUAUUGAUUUCCGCCACUUUUAUCAAUAAUAAACAAAUGAGUUGUAUUUUAAAUUCUCAUUCAGCUGAUACUCUUACAAUUUCUAUAUUACAAAACAAUGUGAGUAUUACUUCACUAAAUACUUUAACAUAUCGAUAUUUACCAAGUUGUCCAUCAACUGGUUGCAAUCAUGGUCAAUGUAUUAUGGGUACUUGUCGUUGUUAUUAUCCAUAUUCUGGUACAAAUUGUUCAACAUUACCAAUUCCACCUCGUCUAAUGAUAAUACCAAAUUUUACAAUAAUAGAAAUGUCAUCAUUUAAUUUAUCACUUUCUCAAUAUCUUUUACAAGGUGAAUCCCCAUUAGAAUGGUCAUUAACUGGAAAUAUUCCACGUGGAUUAACAAUCAAUUUAUUCUCUUCACUUAUAGAAUGGUCAUCAGCAAUUGCUUCUAUCAUUGAUUAUACUAUAAAUGUUCGUGUUUUACAAACAUCAACUGGUGUUAUUGAUCAACAAACAUUCUCAUUAAUUGUUCCUCCUACAUACAAUGUAACUGUUCAUUUUCGACAAUCACAUGAAAGUUUAACUGGAAUUCUGUCUAAAUUGAUCAUUGAUGGACAAAUUCAUCGAUAUGAUAAUCAAACAUUACGAUUAGAUAAUCUACAAGCAAAUGUAUGGAUUUCUAUUGGUAAUGUUCGCCGAGAGCUACCCUCAGUACAAAUUCCACCGACAACAAAUACAUUUACUGCAUAUUAUACACCUUUGUCUAAUGAAUACGGAACGUUGUAUGUAGGUGGUCAACAUCCAGCUGAUUGGAAAACUAAUAAUUUUCAAGAUUAUUUGACACUUUUGGGUUUAAAAGUUCAAAUAUUAACUGUAGAUACAUUACAGAUGCAUGCAGGCGAGAUAUAUAUGAAUUCAUUUUCAUCUGUUGCCAUAAUAUCAAAUCCUUGCAACUAUUCAAUUGAUAAUUUAACAUAUUCAUUAACUAGUCCUAAAAAUGUCGUAUCAUUUUAUAAUCUUUCAUCGUCAAAUUGUAAUUUAACAAAUAUUCCUCCAUUAACGAAUUGUUCUAUUAGUAUCAAUAUUCAAUUUAAUCAAAGUGGUUCAGGUUAUCUUGUUUUUACAUUUAAAAAUGAAAUUAUCAAAUCAAUUGUACUUUCUUUUCCAGUCAAUGUAAUCGCUGAUCGUGCAUAUUUUACUAUAAAUCCAACAUUGACGAAUUUGAUUACUUCUCGAAAUUCACAAAAGUUUUUAUCAAUCACAGUUUUUAAUACGGGCUCAUUUCCUUUAGGACCUUUAACAGUUACUUUACCGAAUCAAACAUAUAUAUCUGUUCUAACAACAAAUAUUCCGAAAGUCAAUAAAUCUGAAAAUGCUUCAUUUAUUUUGUUAAUUCAAAUACCCGAUUCAGCACCAUUAAGCGUAUUUAAUGUGCGAGGAUCAGUUCGAGAUCUUACAUAUUCGAUAUCUCAAUCAUUCAAUAUCGAAUUGACUAUUAUUGGAAGUAAUAGAACAUUAUUUGAUAUAAAUUUUGUUUGUAAAGAUGAAUUCUCUUAUUUUGGUAAUAAUCCAGUCAAUUUACCUAAUGUAACUAUUACAAUAACCAAUCAAUUUCUUAAUGAAAAAUACAUUCUUCAGAGUAAUCAAACAGGAUAUGCUACUAUAACACUUACAGCAGGUAUUUAUGAUAUUCGAGCUCAAGCAUUAAAACAUUCAUCAUAUCAAACUAUUAUAAGAAUUGAUCGAGAUACAACAUUUAAUCAAGACAUUGUUAUCUUUCUACAACGUAUCUUUGUUUCAUAUACUUUUUCAGUUACUAAAGUUUCACUUGAACAAACGUAUAGUAUAUCAUUAGAAGCGGAAUAUGUAGCUUAUGUUCCUGCACCUGUACUUGUAAUUUCGCCGACGAUUAUUGAUCUUGAUGAAUUGGCAAAGAAUGAGAAUAUAACUCAAAUUGAUUUGACUUUUACUAACUAUGGUCUUAUUCGCUUAGAUAAUUUUCAAUUCUAUUUGCCAGAUUCUAUUUCAAAUUUCAAAUUUUCCAUUAGAGAAACAAUUAGUAGCAGUAUAGAAGCUAAUUCGUCAAUUGUCAUUGCAGUGAUGAUAGAACAUCUUAGUAAUCAUCGAGUAAAACGCGAAUCACUUACGGAAGUUGUAGCAAAAUUUGAAGCUUCCUAUUUUUGUGCUGGCUUACGUCGUAUCGAUGGACAUCUUCCUGUAUUUAAGUAUAUUAAGUCAUUACUUCAAUAUAUUACAUCUCCAAACGAAUGGAUUAGAGGUGGAUAUAGUACAGUAAAUAUUUCAGGUAGUGGGCAGAAUAUUAUAGAUAUGUGGGGUAAUGGAAAUUAUUUGGGUUCUGGAGGAAAUGGAAACGGUGAAGGUACUUGGGGAAACGAAAUUUAUUUAGGUGGCGGAGACAAUAGUGACAGUAUAAUAACACAAGUCAUAUCUUUUCUAUCUAAAAGCUCAACAUGCGAAAGUUGUGUGAAUAGUAUCCGUGAAUGUAUUGGUUCACGCCUUCAUAUACCUUCAGUGGAAGUGGAAGAGGAAGCUACACAUCGAAGGGAAGUGGAAGAGGAAGCUACACAUCGAAGGGAAGUGGCAAAGGAAGUUAUACAUCUAUUGGAAGCGGCAAAGGAAAUUUACCACUGUACAAUUAAUAUGCUAUGGAAGCUUUAUAACUACACUGCGUCAUCGUCCACAUCUAAUGUAACACGUAUCUUAAGCGCAAUAUUAACGGUGUUAAACAUAUUGAGUGAAUUUGUGGAUUGUAGCAAUGAAUUAAAACAAUUACUUCGAAAAAUACCAUGGCUUGGAGAAAUAAUCUGCUUCAAAGAUAUUGUUGGCGAUUGUUUAUCUUUAAUUUCAAAUUCCGAACAACGAAAACGACGUUCUCUUAGCAAUGAUGCAGAAAUUGCAAAAUCUCAAUUAGCAUCUAUCAUUCCUAUUAUGGAUAAUUUUCGAGAAAUGUUUAUCCUCGGUUAUGGAAAUGCAGAUUGGCUUGAUCUCGAUUGUGUUGAUGAUUCAUGGGAAGAUGCAUUUCGUCGAUCACAACAAUUAACAAGUGAUGAAGGUUAUUUGAUAAGUAUACAAGAAUAUAAUGAUUUAAUAUUAAUUCCACAUCAAUGUGUUAAUCGAACUCAAACUCACGAUCGUAUUUUAUAUUAUAAUCGAACAAUAUCUUUUUAUUCAUUGGGUAUUAAUGAAUCGAAUAGUUUAGCAAAUAAUUAUCUUCCUUUUAUGAAUCGAUCUGAAUUUGAUAGACGUUUAUCACAAUAUUAUAGAGACACGAAUUAUACAUAUUCAUUAGGUUACUCAAAUAUAAUAGAAGCACAAUUGAAUAUUUUUAACAAUUAUCUAAAAGUUUUUAGUGAUUCUCCUAUCGGUGUUUGUGCAACAGUCACUAUUAGAAUUUUACAACAAUUCACAAUUACUCGACAAGGUUUUAAUGCUGAAUUAAUAAUCGAUAAUAGUGGUGGAGAUACAUUAUAUAAUAUCCAUGUUACUUUGAUAGUUUAUACAGAAAAUCAAACCAAUGCAACUGAUAGAUUUAGUAUUGGUGAUCCACAAAUCACUGGCGAUCUAUACAAUACAAAUUUACUUCCUGGUGGUACUGGUCAAAUGAAUUGGUUACUUAUUCCAUAUUCAUCUGCUGCACCUAUACAAACUACUCUAUAUAGAGUAGGUGGUCAACUUUCAUAUACAAUCGAUGGAGAAGUUGUUAACAUAACUCUUCAACCAGAUUCAAUUUUUGUAGAACCAGAAGCUCGUCUUGAUAUCGCAUAUUUUCUUGAACAAAAUAUUAUCGGUCUUGAUCCACUUUCAAACGAAUCCAUUGCUUCACAACCAUUUAUUCUUGCCGUAAUUAUUACAAAUAAUGGAUAUGGAUUAGUAGAAAACUUUCGAAUCACUAGUGGACAACCAACAAUUGUUGAUAAUCAAAAAGGUUUACCGAUUAAUUUUCGAAUCAUAGGGAUGAAAGUCAAUAAAGAACAACGGUUCAAUGUUGAAUUAUCGACUACAUUUGGUGAUCUAUCUCCAUUUACAACAUCAAUAGUCACUUGGACAUUUCUUUCCUCUUUUAAGGGAUAUUUCAGAAAUUUUACGGCAUCUUAUAUACAAACAAAUCCAAAUGGUGAUUCUAAACUAUCUUUAAUUAAUUCAUUAACAACAUAUCGUUUACAAAAAAUUGUUUCACUCGAUAUUCUACUUUCUCAACUUAAUGAUAGUCAAUAUGAUUAUCUUGUCAAUGAAUUAGAUGGUAAAGAACGUGUGUAUAGUAGUACAAAUGCUACUCUUUCUUUUCCUGUUCAUCUUGUUUCAAGUUUCAUUCAGUAUUAUUCAAUAGAUUAUUUUACACAACGAUUAAUUAUCAUUGUAAAUCAUAAUCAAACAUUAGAUUCAUCUUUUAUUCAUAUUAUUUUUCAAAAUUUAUAUCCACAAUAUCUCCUAAUAUCUUCAAAACGCAUAAAUAAUAAUAUAGAUAUUACUAUCAAUACAUGGCUUACUCAUAAUAUAGAUCAUUUACAAACAGGUGAUCUGAUCGAAGACUCCAUACAUAUUUUUGAUAAGACACCAUUGGAAUCAAAUGUAACAUACGAAAUUAUUCUCAGAUCAACUCAAUUACCAUCAACAUUAUCUUUAUCAAGUAUAAUUUCAACAGAGAUGACUACAUCACAAUCCGAUAGGACUCAAACCAUGAUGAAUUCAACUGUUACUUCAGUUACACAAUCGAGUUCUAUACCAGAAAAUUCAAUCUAUACUGAUGAAACUGAUACAUCAACAUCAAAACAUCAUCAGAGUUCAUCAUCAGAUUUGAGCACUAGACAAUCCUCACAACUGACAGAUGAAAUAAAAUCAUCAACAAUAAGUACACUAACAUUCCAAACAUCACACACACAAAAUUUUACAUCGGGUGGAUUAAUUGUGUUCAAAAAUUCCUAUAUUCAGUAUAUAUUAUCAUUUUCAAUUAACAUAAUCUUUCAGAUAAUCUUUUAA